AUGGCAUUCACAAAGCCACUAGAAAACCCCACGUGAGAGCCGAGGCCUCAAAAACGUCUGAAGCCAAGACUUGGAUGAGGCAAUACUUUAAUCUCAUUGGAGAUCAGAUGCCUAACAUCGAUCGUGUACACCUUCCUCAUUUCCUCACUAAGUACGAUGUGUAUGUCAGGAUGAAGAGGGAGCUCAUGGCUGGAGGAAUCCCAGAAGAUGCUGUUGUGAAAGUUUCUACCUUUUACCGCUUUUGGAAAGAAGAUUUUUCGAAGGUGCUCAUUCCCAGUCAAAGCGCUUUCAGCAAGUGUGAUAUUUGCACUAAGUUUGACCAGGAAAGAAUGAAGAGUGGAUGGAGGUGUGGAUUUAAGGAGGAGUAUGAUCAACAUCUACAGAUUGUUCAGCAAGAAAGGCGGAAGUAUUAUGGUCAUCGGGAAAAAUCUAGAACAAAUCCACAACACAGUGUUACCAUCAUCAUUGAUGGCAUGGAUCAGCACAAGACCAAUCUUCCUCGCCUCGCAAAGAUCCCAAAGUCUGUGCAGGGAUUGCUUCCUCUCAGAACACACGUCACUGGAGUGCUAGUACACACCCGGGUACCUCAUGGAAAGUUAGCUCACGUCUACAUUGACAUGCUGCAAUUCCCUCAUGACUGCAACGUUACGAUUCAUGUGCUGCUCAAAUCCUUGAUUGCUCUAGAUCAUCUCCCACCAGUUCUCAACAUCCAACUGGACAAUACAGCAAAAGAAAACAAAAACAAGUUCUUCCUGGGGUUUUGCGCAUUGUUGGUAGAACGAAAGAUAUUCACUAAGGUGCGGGUAAACUUCCUACCUGUUGGUCAUACUCAUGAGGACAUUGACCAGCUUUUCUCAAGGAUAUCUAAGCAGCUCACUCUAAAAGGAGCUGAAUCUUUACCAGAUCUCCAAAAGCAGAUUACACAGUCAAGCACACCUACCCCAACGGUUGAGGUACUCAAUACUAUUUCUGAUGUGAGGUCGUGGCUGGAACCUUGUAUUGACGGACUAAAUGGUCACUCUCUUCCACAUUGCUUCAAAUUCUUUUUAGAAGAUGGGAAAGCUGUGAUGUAUUUUCGGCAUUGGAGCAGUGAUGCUUGGUGCAAUGCUGAUGUAGCAGUGAAACUACUUCUGGAGAUUCCAUGUGGCAUUCCAAAUAGAGUUCACCUGUCUGACAACAAGAUAGACCUGCCACGUCUACACAUAGAUAUUCCAAAGUUUUAUUCUUGGAUCUCUGAUGAUGCUCGUAUUUGGUGGGAGCAAUUUGAUAUGGACGCUGUCUACUCUGAUGAUGAAUUUGGAAUUACCCCCUGGCCCUUGCUACAUCUCCAAGAAGUUCGUCAACUGGCCCAACUCCCAGCCUCAGGAUCAGCAGAUAUGAGCUGUGAUGCGCCUCAGAAUACCCAGCUUCAAGCUCUAUUUGCUGCAGAGAAUGAAGAGUGCAAUGUGUACACUGGGGCCUACCGAAAGCAAUCACGGACAGACGUUAGGGAGGUGCAGGAUUUAGCAGGUCUCAAGAUUGAUCAGUUGCUGGCAGUCAGAAGCUGUCCAAGCAGUAACAUCGAGCCAUGGAUUGCUCAACUUCGAUCAAUCUCAGAUUCAGAGGUAGGAGUUGUCUGGAUGGAAGGGAAGUACAACAGCAAAUGGAAAGUGGCAAGAAGACAGGAUCCAGAAAACAAGAGGAAGCGAAUUGAGUGGGAAGAUUCAGUCACGAAAUCCUCAAUACUCUUGUACGAUUUCCAGUUGACGUCCACCGGUCAUCUACGUAAAAAGACAAUAGAACAUUUAAAGAGUGUAUACCAAGAGCUAAAGCAAAGUAUAACACCUAAUGUUGUGUAUAUUUCAUUCUGUUUAUCGUGA
Messenger RNA from Halichondria panicea, 1859 nucleotides. RefSeq lists its product as uncharacterized. The record is from RefSeq and is a predicted model, not a curated record. The coding region runs from base 75 to 1859 and encodes 594 amino acids. NCBI's taxonomy places the organism in Eukaryota, Metazoa, Porifera, Demospongiae, Suberitida, Halichondriidae. The transcript has 8 exons.